This is a messenger RNA of Drosophila ficusphila, 1464 nucleotides long. Its product is annotated as eukaryotic initiation factor 4A-III. The record is from RefSeq and is a predicted model, not a curated record. Gene Ontology annotation, cellular component: nucleolus; catalytic step 2 spliceosome. The transcript is spliced from 4 exons. Lineage: Eukaryota; Metazoa; Arthropoda; Insecta; Diptera; Drosophilidae. The coding region runs from base 113 to 1312 and encodes 399 amino acids. Gene Ontology annotation, molecular function: ATP binding; mRNA binding; RNA helicase activity.
GGCAACACCGAACCGCAUCGUGAGAAAGUUGGAAGAAAAAACGCCGCCUCCGCCGAAAAGUUAGUAAAUAUUUAUAAAAUACAGCCCAAUCGCACAGAACUGAGCAGUGAAAAUGGCGCGCAAGAAUGCCCAGGCCGAGGACCUGUCGAACGUGGAGUUCGAGACUAGCGAGGACGUGGAGGUGAUUCCCACCUUCAACGCCAUGAAUCUGAAGGAGGAGCUGCUACGCGGCAUCUACGCGUACGGCUUCGAGAAACCCUCGGCCAUCCAGCAGAGAAGCAUUAAACCCAUCGUCAAGGGACGCGAUGUGAUUGCCCAGGCGCAGUCGGGCACGGGCAAGACUGCCACCUUCUCCAUCUCCAUCCUGCAGAGCCUGGACACAACACUUCGGGAAACCCAGGUGCUCUGCCUCUCGCCCACACGCGAGUUAGCAGUACAGAUCCAGAAAGUUAUCCUGGCCCUUGGCGACAUGAUGAACGUGCAGUGCCAUGUGUGCAUCGGCGGCACAAAUCUGGGCGAGGACAUCCGCAAACUGGACUACGGUCAGCACAUUGUCAGCGGUACCCCAGGAAGAGUAUUUGACAUGAUCAAGCGACGCGUGCUCCGAACAAGGGCUAUCAAGAUGCUGGUGCUGGAUGAAGCCGAUGAGAUGCUCAACAAAGGUUUUAAGGAACAAAUUUACGAUGUAUAUCGUUAUUUGCCACCUGCCACUCAGGUGGUGCUCAUCUCGGCCACCUUGCCCCACGAGAUUCUCGAAAUGACCUCGAAAUUUAUGACAGAUCCCAUUCGCAUCUUGGUCAAGCGCGAUGAGUUGACGCUGGAGGGAAUCAAACAGUUCUUCGUGGCCGUCGAGCGAGAAGAGUGGAAAUUCGACACUCUGUGCGAUCUGUACGAUACUCUAACAAUCACCCAGGCAGUCAUCUUCUGCAACACGAAACGCAAGGUCGAUUGGCUGACGGAGAAGAUGCGGGAGGCCAACUUCACAGUGAGCUCUAUGCACGGCGACAUGCCGCAGAAAGAGCGUGACGAGAUCAUGAAGGAGUUCCGUGCAGGCCAGUCGCGCGUUCUCAUCACCACCGAUGUGUGGGCCCGUGGCAUUGAUGUGCAGCAGGUCUCGCUAGUAAUCAACUACGAUUUGCCCAACAACCGUGAGCUGUACAUCCACCGCAUCGGUCGAUCGGGUCGUUUUGGACGCAAGGGUGUUGCCAUCAACUUUGUCAAGUCCGAUGAUAUCCGCAUCCUGCGUGAUAUUGAACAGUACUACUCCACACAAAUCGACGAAAUGCCAAUGAACGUGGCCGACUUGAUCUAAACUACAAUUCUAUCUUUACUUUUAUGUAACGCACCUUUUCCUAGCAGUAAAAACCAACAAAUGAAGUAAAUACAAUUGAAGAGUAUUUGGCUUUCAAUAGACAACCAAAAUCUGUAUAAUAAUAAAUAACACAUAAGAAUUUAAUACAGAAA